Molecule: messenger RNA, 469 nt
Organism: Paramecium sonneborni
Lineage: Eukaryota; Ciliophora; Oligohymenophorea; Peniculida; Parameciidae
Source: the annotation of a GenBank genome assembly
AUGACGGAAUAAAAUUUGGGUAAAUUAGUGAGUAGUGAUUCGUACAAUAAUAUAAAGAAUGAAGAGGGGAAGAAGAGUGAAGUAGUAGAAGAGAAUCUAUAGACAACAUAGAAAAGAGGUCAACCUAAGAUUAAUAUUAGUCGUUUACCUCCAGGUUUUGCAAACUAAAAGAGAGUAAUAUAAUAGCAAUAAAAGGAAUAGAAAAAGCAAAUAGAACCUUUGAUAAUAAAUUAGAAAUAACAAUAAGUGUAAUAAAAUAUCCAGAACAUUGAGGCUAUACAGGAGUACAAAUAGGUGAGCCAGAUGCUAGAUCCUCUGAAGGCAUUAAUUAUUCAUGAAAUUCUAGCGUGAGAAGAGCAAUAAUUUGAAGAAUCCAUUUCCACACUUUCGUCAGUAUAUGAAGGACCAAAGGAAAAUUUAUGAUGAAUUAUAAUUGAGUAUAAGUAGUUUGGUUCAAAGUUAAAUAAGG